Molecule: messenger RNA, 747 nt
Organism: Halteromyces radiatus
Lineage: Eukaryota; Fungi; Mucoromycota; Mucoromycetes; Mucorales; Cunninghamellaceae
Exons: 4
Coding region: 57-569 (170 amino acids)
Biological process (GO): FMN biosynthetic process; riboflavin biosynthetic process
Cellular component (GO): mitochondrion
Molecular function (GO): riboflavin kinase activity
Source: RefSeq, a predicted model, not a curated record
CUUUUUUAUCAUUUGUUUGCCUUUUUCUUUUUAUUUUUCCUAUAUAAAAUAUAUUAAUGUCACAAAACAUCAAUCCUGACCGUCCUUUACUUGUAGGUCCUGAAGUACCUACCGACCCUUACCCAUUUACUAUCUCUGGUACUGUCGUGAAAGGUUUUGGUCGAGGGUCUAAAGAAUUAGGGAUUCCUACAGCCAAUCUCAAUGAAGAAGCCUUGGAGAAAAUGUAUAAAGGAUUGGAUGUUGGGGUAUAUUAUGGAUGGGCUCAAGUUGGACCAGUAAAUUCAACAGUGUAUCCUAUGGUAAUGAGUCUUGGAUGGAAUCCUUAUUACAAGAAUGAAAAACGAUCAGCAGAAGUGCAUAUCUUACAUGAAUUCCCUCAAGAUUUCUAUGGUAGUGAAAUGCGUGUGAUUGUAAUGGGAUACGUCCGUCCUGAGCAAAAUUAUCCUUCACUUGAUGCUCUUAUCUGUGAUAUUCGAACAGAUGUAGAAGUAGCGAAACAUUCUUUGAAACGAAAAGCAUAUGAUGAAGCUCGAAACAAUCCAUUAUUCACCACUGAACAACAAAAUUAGUUUAGAAAUACCACUCUACACUUUAUUUAGAUUAGACUUCAGUUUUUUUUUACUUGAAAUUAGGAUAGAUUACAUUUUUUUUCCUCUUUUAGAUGAAUAGAAAAUGGAAAAACUGAACCAUAAAGAAAAUAUUCUUAUUAAUAGUACAAUAGCUUUCUCUCUGAUCUAAUCUAUGAGC